AUGGUAAAAAUUUCUAAAAAAAACAAUGUUCGACUGAAACAGUUACUUCGGAAAAUGUGUCUAAUUGCAUUGGAUGAAUUAACAGAAGCUUUGGAAAAACGCGUUUGGACAAGACCAUGCCUUUUAAAAAGGAAUGAUCGUGGAUCAUCCUCACUGGUUUUAGAAGAACUUCUCAAUGAAGACAUAAAAGAGUCUGUCAGUAUUUUACGAAUGAUGUCAGAUGUGUUUGAUGUUCUGUUGAGUCUUGUGAUGCCAAAAAUUCAACAGCAUACUAUUAUGAGAGAGGCUUUACCAGCAAGGGCUGAAUGUUGCGGUGUUAGAGGUCCUUCUGACUGGAAAACUAUAACAAAAAGUGAUGUACUGCCACAUACUUGCUGUCCUCACACGCAAGAUAAUGACUCAUGCACAAUAAAUUCUGAGCAUGUUUACCAAGCCUCCUGUUUAACAAAUUUGAAAGAGAUUUUUGUCAAAUACGGCAUUAUUAUUGGAGGAGUCGGACUGGGAAUAGCAGCCUUGCAGCUGAUUGGAAUAAUAUUUGCCUGCUGCUUAGCUCGUUCCAUACGCAAAGAAUAUGAAACUGUGUAA
Messenger RNA from Diabrotica balteata, 585 nucleotides. The record is from the annotation of a GenBank genome assembly. Lineage: Eukaryota; Metazoa; Arthropoda; Insecta; Coleoptera; Chrysomelidae.